AUUUUGAGCAAGAAGUUGAAUUUUUAGGUGGAAAAUGACAAAAAACCGAUCAAAACCGCCAUCUAGUGGAAAGGCGGGAAAGGACGGCGAUGAUGGUAAAAAGAAAACAGACACGGAUUCGAAUAAAAAGGGAAAGGGUAAAGAGAAAAACUCACCUUCAUCACCCAAGUCUAAAUCUCGGUCCGAUUCUGCUAGAAAGCGGUGGGGAAUACCAGUAAAAGCAUGGGACGCAACACUAGCUAAACUUCAAAUUCAGCUCAACAUUGGGGACAAAGCUGAAACGCCCGAGCCAAUAAUAACAGAAACCACUAAGAAGAAAACCUACUGUAUCAAGAAAUAUGAGAAGGUCAUUAAAAGAUCCGAAAUGGCAUACGUGGUACGCAGAGGAGCACUUAAUGAUGCAGAUAUAGUUGUAUGGAUGCCAGAAAAACUGGAUGGUCUGAGAUUUGCUAACGGUUUACCAGUCUCUCAUAGUAUAUUGGGAAGCAUAGCAGAUUAUCUGGCAGCAGAUAAUGAACAUAAACGCGAUGAAGAGAGCAAGACGGACAGGUUCGAUAACUCUAGCGCCUUGCCAGAAACUCAAUCCAGAACCCGAGCAGCGGGUACUUUGGAUUUGGAAUAUCUGACCAGCUAUAAACUCGACCAAGGCAAAGCAUUGGAAGCGUGGGAAGCAGAGAACAUACAAAGACAAAUACUCGGUGAUACCAUUGCUCGAAAAUCUAAACGCCCAACAGGUGACCUUCUUAUGGGCAACCAUCCUUAUAGGGUCGCAAACGGACAGCCACAAGAAUAUCAUGAUUUUGAAAGUGCAUGGAAGUCUGAAAUCAGAGCAACUCAACCAAACGGUUUUUGGAAGCAAGAGGAACGACUUGGUGACGAUCUGAGAGGGAUCCACUUCUCUCUUACGAAGACAGAAAGAGGAAUAGCUGCCGACCCGGAAGUAGUUUAUCGACCGGGAUCAGGUCGUCUGAACCAAAAUGACGCCAUUUUGGAUUUGACUGUGAAAAAUGGAAUGUCAUCAAGAGUUUCUGAUAACACUCUGAAUAUUGAACAUCCAAGUCCUCUCAUUUCCCCAUUACCUGAAAUAAUAGAAAUCGACAGCGUAGAGCCCAUUAUAGCAAUUGGUGAUCAGAUUUUAACCUGGAGUACCCGGGACUCUGUAGUUGAUUUGGAACUAGGAAUAUUAACAGCUCCUGGUGAGACGAAGAGGGGAAGGUUGACGAUCGUAAAUAUUGGAAGCUGUGUCAUUCGUUUCGAACUGUUUAAAAUCCCAAAAGCUGAAGAUCCGGAGAUCACGAUUUCCAGAAGAGCUCGGGAUAAGAUGGGUCUUUUCCUUGACGAUUCACCGGGAAUCAUUCUGCCAGGCGAUUAUAAAAAUGUAUCAGCAAUAUUCCAUUGUCAUCGGGCAGCCAUUUUUUCAGAACAGUGGCGCCUUGUUACGGCUCCUAUAUUGGCAAGGGAAAUAACACUAACUGUUUGGGGUAUUGCUAAAGAUCUGAGACAGCUGGGACAAGACGGUGAUGAAAUCGAUAGAGAGAUCGAAGACAAAUGUCAGUCAAGCUUUGUACAAAAUAUUCUAGAUGGAGUAAUAGACCGGAUGUUUUGGGAACCUCCACCGAAAAGAACAGAAGGAUUUCCUGAACAUGUCGAUCCAAAAUGGUUCAAAUCCAUAACUGGUAGAGAUUUAUUCGCUUCAACCAAUCCUGGCCAUUUCUAUCGUAGUGAAACCGUCGCUAAGAUAAUUGAAAUAGCCGAAUUAUCACUUCCGGAAAAUAAAUUCGAUAAAUGGUCACUUCCGGUUAGCACCAUUAGACAAUCGUUGCUAUAUAUGCAAGAAGAAGUGAAACUCCAAAAGCAAGUAGUUCUCAAAAAUGAGAUUGCCAAUGCUUUUAUGACGUAUGUCGGCGAUUUAACGCAUGGUGUCGAUUUCCCUGUAACAAACCGGAAGUACGCCAUGUGUAAGCUGCUGCUUUUGAAAGUCUGUAACAAUAUCUGCGAUAUAGCUUCGCGGAUCAAAAAAGCUCACGGAAUUACUCUGGAUAUGGAUUUUGAAAUAGAAUUUUCCAAAGACGACCCUAGGUCACAAACAGAUGGUAGGCCUAAUACGCCGGCUAAAAAUCGCACCAAAACUCCCCCGAAAAGCCCUUCGCGUGAUUCCAAAACUAAAAAGAAACAUACUUCUAGAGACAGCUCGACUCCUAGUUCACCAACAAGCCCGAAAUCCUCAAGGUUUGGAAAACUUGUGAAAGGAAUUAGUGCAGCCAUGAAAUCCCAGUACAAACAUCGAGCUCGACCUAUAAUGUAUAUGAAAUAUCUGGAAAAGUUACAUAUCAGCGCAUAUAUCAUUGUCAAAAACUACAUUUACACUAUCUCUGGCUUUCUUGCAGAUUUACCCGAGGAAUCACAGACGUCUGAUUGA
Messenger RNA from Lottia gigantea (owl limpet), 2419 nucleotides. RefSeq lists its product as hypothetical. The transcript is spliced from 3 exons. The coding region runs from base 35 to 2419 and encodes 794 amino acids. Lineage: Eukaryota; Metazoa; Mollusca; Gastropoda; Lottiidae. The record is from RefSeq and is a predicted model, not a curated record.